GGGCCGCCCCGCGCCGCGCUCCGCCUGUGGCUGGGCUGCGUCUGCCUCGCGCUGGUGCAGGCGGAUAGCCCCUCGGCCCCAGUGAAUGUCACUGUCAGGCACCUCAAGGCCAACUCUGCGGUGGUGAGCUGGGAUGUCCUGGAAGAUGAGGUCGUCAUCGGAUUUGCCAUCUCUCAGCAGAAGAAGGACGUGCGGAUGCUGCGCUUCAUCCAGGAGGUGAACACCACCACCCGCUCGUGCGCCCUCUGGGACCUGGAGGAGGACACCGAGUACAUUGUGCACGUGCAGGCCAUCUCCAUCCAGGGCCAGAGUCCCGCCAGCGAGCCAGUGCUGUUCAAGACCCCUCGCGAGGCAGAGAAGAUGGCAUCCAAGAACAAAGAUGAGGUGACCAUGAAGGAGAUGGGGAGGAGCCAACAGCUGCGGACCGGGGAGGUGCUGAUCAUCGUAGUGGUCCUGUUCAUGUGGGCCGGCGUCAUCGCUCUCUUCUGCCGCCAGUAUGACAUUAUCAAGGACAAUGAACCCAAUAACAACAAGGAGAAAACCAAGAGCGCGUCGGAAACCAGCACACCAGAGCACCAAGGGGGAGGUCUCCUCCGCAGCAAGUUUCCAAACAAGCCCUCGGUGAACAUCAUCGAAGCAUGACUGCCUGUCUGCAGGGAGAAGGAUUUCAUUUUUCUUCUCUGCUGGUCUCCAGGUCCAUGGGCACAGGGACAGGGAGGACCAUGGUGGGUGGGAGGCCCAGCUAGCUGCACUGUUCUCCCUCUUCCCCAUCCUAGUCUGGUGAAGGAGGCUGAACUACAAACCCAAAUUCUGCAAAAAAAUAAACAAGCCACAAAACUAAAAGGCCUGGCCCCAUUCUGGAAAAGGCAAAGCUGCAUGAGACACAGCCUUCUUUCUGCCUCCUCGCCUCUCCUGGACCGGCUUCCUCUUUGAGAAAAUGCACAAAGCUCUUGGGAGAUGACAAGCACCUAGACUGACUCCAGCGGUGUCUUUCAGACCGAGAGCCAUCAGGGAAGCCAUGGGGCAGGGUCAUGGCUGCCAGUAGGCCUUUUCUGGAUCCAGCCAUCAAGGACUUGUUUGUGGUGUGACGCACAACUUGGCGAGCGUGUAAGAUGUUCUGUUUUGUCUCUUUGGAAAACACGACUGAAGGGCUUCACUCCAGAGGGCAGAGGAAUUCCCCGAGCUGAUUGCCUGAGGCCUCUGUCUUCUUUGGCCCGUAUUCCGACUAUAACAUCAUUAGUCUGGAGUCUUAAGAAGACGAAGUGAGAAGGAGACCUGGGAGGUGCUGGCCCCAUUUCUUUAGGAAGAGUCUCUUGGAGUUGGAACAAUGCUGGCUUACACAACUGAAAAGGUAUGUCCACGUGGGACAUCCUAGGGGCUGCUGAGUCACCCGCUCUGGAGUGGAAACUGCUGGAAGACAGGCCUGAGCCAUUACCGUGGACAGUCAGAGCAGCCCUGGCCUCUGGGGUCUCCGUAUCUCGCCAUCUCAUCCAGGGUUCUGUGAAAGCUACCCAGGGUCCUCAUGUCCUUCCCUAGAGCCUGAGUGGUGUGAGGUGACAGGUCUCUCUCUCCACUGCCCCUUUCUGGUAAACAAAACAAAACAAAACAAAAUGGUGCUUGAUAAGGGAAGGCAGACUCUUCCCUGGGACUGACAAGUUACGGCUGCUGAAUGCCUGCAGGGGAAGAGAUGGGCCUCUGCGCCUUCCGUUGGUGGCGAAUGACGGGCAUGUGGGAGGACCGCGCCUAGCACAAGCCUGGCACAGAGUAGGCUGUGUGAAUACCUGUUGAACUGAACGUUAAGAGCAAGUGGCCCCCCCGCCCCCCAAGCCAGAGAGCUGAAAGCCAUCACCCAAUGACCACCCCUUCCUUCCGGUCUACAAGAGCUCUCCCGGCUAGGUCAGCCACCACUCUGCUUGGCCCCAGUGUGGCAGCACAGGGAGGGAGGAGAGACAGGGUAAAAGGCAGAUGUCAGCGAUACUAAGGGCUUCCUCAUGGAAGGGCAUGAGGCUCCACUCAUUGUCUUGUGACUUCCAUCCCUGCUGAAUGGGGCUGCAAGGCCAAGGCUCCUUAGGGGAGAGGUCCUUACCUCUGAUCCAGUUAGAGCAAUAACCUCUUUUUAAAUGUAAAAUAAAAGACAAAUGAAAAGGCA
Molecule: messenger RNA, 2149 nt
Organism: Neomonachus schauinslandi (Hawaiian monk seal)
Lineage: Eukaryota; Metazoa; Chordata; Mammalia; Carnivora; Phocidae
Gene: FNDC5
Product: fibronectin type III domain containing 5
Exons: 6
Biological process (GO): positive regulation of brown fat cell differentiation
Molecular function (GO): protein binding
Source: RefSeq, a predicted model, not a curated record